Molecule: messenger RNA, 513 nt
Organism: Darwinula stevensoni
Lineage: Eukaryota; Metazoa; Arthropoda; Ostracoda; Podocopida; Darwinulidae
Source: the annotation of a GenBank genome assembly
AUGCUUUGGCGUGAUCAACGAGGAUACUUCCUCGAGACUUACAAUCAUGCGAUCUCUGACUAUCUACAAAUCUCAUUCGUCCAAGAAAAUGAGUCUCGUUCCAGUUAUGGUACUCUUCGUGGGCUUCAUUUUCAAAAAGAUCCCUGGGCUCAAGCAAAAUUGGUUCGUGUUCUUCGAGGACGUGUGCGUGACGUUAUCGUCGAUAUGCGUCAGGAUUCGGCGACCUAUGGCCAACAUCUCUUCGUCGAUCUCUGUGAAGAUAAACAGGAACAACUCUUUGUUCCUCCAGGCUGUGCUCAUGGCUUUAGUGUUCUUGGUGAAGAAGCGCUCUUCGCCUACAAAUGUUCAAAACCCUAUUUCCCAGACCAUGACGGAGGUAUUCUUUAUUGCGACCCCGAACUCGGUAUCCCCUGGGGACUCGAAGAGAAAGACAUCCUUGUCUCUGAGAAAGACCGCAAGCAUCCGAGUCUGCGGGAAUAUCACCAAGAAGAAAAUCAAGAGGAACUUCGAUGA